Messenger RNA from Rangifer tarandus platyrhynchus (Svalbard reindeer), 681 nucleotides. Lineage: Eukaryota; Metazoa; Chordata; Mammalia; Artiodactyla; Cervidae. The record is from the annotation of a GenBank genome assembly.
AUGACUAAAAACACCAGCGUCUCAGGAUUAAAGCAUUCUAUUGGCCAAUUACCCAUUGUCAGAAUUGAAAGGAACAGUCAGGCCUCUGCAUCCCUGUUCUUUCUCCUUCGGGGAAGCUGCCAGCCCAACUCUGCUUCCUGCUUCCGAGGCUCUCACCUCAUCCACAGCCCCCCAGACUCACCCCGAGGUCACCAACACCUUCCCAGAGAGGCUGCGCUGCCUGAAGGGUCGCCCGAAGCCAUCUCGCCCGCCAGCCCCUGCAGGAAAUUGGAGGAACAGGAGCAAUUUCCCGGCGCUUUUCCCAUUCCGCUGCUCUCUGCAUGUGCACCUCCAUCCAAGACAAGGAAUGAGCUCGCCAAGUGGAGAAGUGCUCUGCCGGGAGACCAGCCAUCAAUCAAUAAUCAGCUUCAUGCAAAUUUGCUGGAGCUGAAGGUGAGGCGGGCCCACCUCCAUGGCACUCCCCAUCCAUCCAUGCACACCGAUGCAGGUUCCACGGACAGCAGGAAGCAGGGUCAAGACCCGAAGGAGAAAACACCCUCCGUCUGUUUAGAGACAAGCACUCGGUCCCCUGAGGACCCGGUGGGAGGCGCAGGUCUGCAUCUCGAACUCAUGUUCACAAAACAGCCCUUCGUCUCGUUGGGCGAGAUGCGCCUGCCUCUCACUAAGUGCACGAAUUUGUGA